This is a messenger RNA of Arachis duranensis, 630 nucleotides long. RefSeq names its product protein FAR1-RELATED SEQUENCE 5-like. The record is from RefSeq and is a predicted model, not a curated record. Gene Ontology annotation, biological process: regulation of DNA-templated transcription. NCBI's taxonomy places the organism in Eukaryota, Viridiplantae, Streptophyta, Magnoliopsida, Fabales, Fabaceae. Bases 1 to 630 code for a protein of 209 amino acids. The transcript is spliced from 2 exons.
AUGUCAGAAGAUAUCCUUGAAGCCGCUUAUGCAGUUGACUCCGUGCAAGACAUUACAACUUUGAAAUUUAGUGAGAAUAUUACGGAGGAAAUUGCACGAGUGUUGAAGAAGUUGGAGGAUAUGCGGUUGAAGGAUCCACAAUUAUAUUUCAAGGCAUGUCACGAUUCAAGAGGUUUGUUACGUAAUUUGUUCUGGUCUGAUGGGAUUAGCCAACUAGACUACCGACUCUUCGGGAAUGUUAUUGCUUUUGAUGCUACGUACAAGAAGAAAAAGUAUAGUUGUCCAUUAGUCAUAUUCAGCGGGGUUAACCACCAUAACCAAACAAUUAUUUUUGCUGCUGCGUUAAUUGCGGACGAAACUACUGAUACAUAUAUUUGGCUCCUGCGUCAGCUUAUGUUUGUAAUGAGGGGCAAGACCCCGACCUCAAUCAUAACUGAUGGGGCCAUGGCGAUUAGGAAUGCAGUGAGAGAUGUAUUUCCCGAAGUCAGACAUAGAUUAUGCGCUUGGCACCUCAUUCGAAAUGCAACUAGCAAUGUUGGAAAUCCAUCGUUUACAUCUAACUUCAGAAAAAUCAUGUUGGGAGACUACGAAAUUCCCGUGUUUAAGCGUAAGUGGGUUUCAGCUUAUUGA